GAACAGCCCGCAAAAUGUCGCACCUUCCGAUGAAGUUGCUGCGCAAGAAGAUCGAGAAGUGCAAUGAGAAGCUGCGUCAGAGGAACCAGUGGCUGAAGCAGAAAGAGGCCUUGAGGGCCAAUAUACCAGAAGCCCAAGAUGAGCAUGUAUCAGAAGAAACAGUAGAAGAAAUAAAAAUGGAAAAAUCUACCAAGAAAUCUACAGUAUUAGCAGCCAGUGAAGAAUCAACUGCACAGCUCCCCAAUUCUGAAUUAAAAAAGAAAAAGAAGAAGAAGAAAAGGAAGAUAACAGCUGAUGCAGGACCUGAAAACAAAAAAGCAAAAACUGAAGACCAAGAGGAAUCUGAUGAUGAAAGUGAGAAAGAUCCCAAAAUAAAAGAAAAUACUGUGGAGGAUCAGAAUGAGGAUGCUGAAAUGCCCAGCCUCCCUCUUGGACUAACAGGGUCCUUUGAGGAUACUUCAUUCACUUCACUUAGUAAUAUCGUCAAUGAAAACACUCUUAAAGCAAUAGCAGAAAUGGGCUUUACUAACAUGACUGAGAUUCAGCAUAAAAGUAUCAGACCACUUCUAUAAGGCAGGGAUAUUCUAGCAGCUGCAAAAAGGGGCAGUGGCAAAACCCUAGCAUUCCUCAUCCCUUCAAUAGAACUCAUUGUCAAGUUAAACUUCAUGCCUAGAAAUGGAACAGGAGUCCUUAUCCUCUCACCUACUCGGGAGCUGGCUAUGCAGACCUUUGGUGUUCUUAAGGAACUAAUGUCUCACCACGUGCAUACUUACGGUUUGAUCAUGGGAGGCAGUAACAGAUCUGCAGAGGCACAGAAACUUGCAAAUGGGAUCAACAUUAUUGUGGCAACACCUGGCCGACUUCUGGACCAUAUGCAGAACACCCCAGGAUUUAUGUUUAAAAACCUGCAGUGUCUUGUUAUCAAUGAGGCUGACCAAAUUCUUGAAGUUGGGUUUGAGGAAGAGAUGAAACAUAUCAUCAAACUUCUGCCAAAACGCAGACAAACAAUGCUCUUUUCUGCCACACAAACUCAUAAGGUAGAAGAUCCGGCAAAGAUUUCCCUUAAGAAGGAACCAUUGUAUGUUGGUGUUGAUGAUGAUAGAUACUGCACAGUGGAUGGUCUUGAACAGGAAUAUGUUGUUUGUCCAUCUGAAAAAAGGUUCCUUCUACUCUUUACGUUCCUCAAGAAGAACUGGAAGAAGAAGCUGAUGGUAUUUUUUUCUUCAUGUAUGUCAGUGAAAUACCACUAUGAGCUUCUGAACUACAUUGAUUUACCUGUCAUGGCCAUUCAUGGCAAACAGAAGCAAAAUAAGCAGACAACUACCUUCUUUCAGUUCUGCAACACAGAUUCUGGAAUUUUGCUGUGUACAGAUGUGGCUGCCAGAGGGCUAGAUAUCCCAGAAGUAGAUUGGAUUGUCCAGUAUGACCCCCCGGUUGAUCCAAAGGAAUAUAUUCAUCGUGUAGGUAGAACAGCCAGAGGCAUAAACAGAAGAGGUCAUGCUCUGCUUAUUUUACGACCAGAAGAGUUGGGUUUUCUCCAUCACCUGAAGCAAGCCAAGGUACCAUUAAGUGAAUUUGAAUUUUCCUGGUCAAAAAUUUCUGACAUUCAGUCUCAGUUGGAAAAACUAAUUGAGAAGAACUACUUCCUUCAUAAAUCAGCCCAGGAGGCAUAUAAAUCCUACGUCCGAGCCUAUGAUUCCCAUUCUCUGAAGCAAAUCUACAAUGUUAACAGCUUGAAUUUACCUCAAGUUGCUUUAUCAUUUGGUUUCAAAGUACCUCCAUUUGUUGACCUAAAUCUGAACAGCAACCAGGGGAAGAGGUUGGAAAAAAGAGGUGGUGGCGGUGGUUUUGGCUACCAGAAGCCCAAGAAUGUCCACAAGUCCAAAAUCUUCAAGCACAUUAGCAAGAAGAAAUCUGAUGGCAGGCAGUUCUCUCACUGAGGCAGUA
Messenger RNA from Trichosurus vulpecula (common brushtail), 1947 nucleotides. Its product is annotated as ATP-dependent RNA helicase DDX18-like. Gene Ontology annotation, molecular function: nucleic acid binding; RNA helicase activity; ATP binding. Gene Ontology annotation, biological process: maturation of LSU-rRNA from tricistronic rRNA transcript (SSU-rRNA, 5.8S rRNA, LSU-rRNA). The record is from RefSeq and is a predicted model, not a curated record. Gene Ontology annotation, cellular component: nucleolus. Lineage: Eukaryota; Metazoa; Chordata; Mammalia; Diprotodontia; Phalangeridae.